AGGGCCGGGCGAGGGCCCACGCCUGUGCUGGAGGAGGCCGCGCCCGGCGCAGGGGUGCGAGUCUAAGCCGCGGGGCUUGCCGCGGGGGUCCCGAGUCCGUGCCCAGGGGAGAUUGGGUACAUAUACACUGGACCAUGGCCAGUUCAACAGACCUCUCGAGAAUCAAAGAAAGUUCUGAUACUGGGAAACAGCAGAACAGAGUGGUGACUGAAGAGGAAUGGCUGCAGAAAUGGGAAGCAAACAACAUUGGAUUUCAUAAUGAACAAGGACAUCCGCUUUUAAAGAAGCAUCUCGAUCUUCUUCUUAAUGGCAGGAGUGGACUCAGGAUAUUUUUUCCACUUUGUGGCAAAGCAGUAGAAAUGAAAUGGUUAGCUGACAUGGGACACAGUGUAAUUGGUGUGGAAUUCAGCGAGCAGGCACUGAAGGAUUUCUUUGUAGAACAAAAUCUUUCUUAUUCUGAGGGAUCAAUCCCGGAGAUUUCUAAAGCCAAAGUAUUUAAGAGUACCUCUGGGAAUAUUUCUCUGUACUGCUGCAGUAUCUAUGAUCUGUCCAGUAAAAUUGCAGGCAAGUUUGAUGGGAUUUGGGACAGAGGAGCACUAGUGGCCAUUAACCCAUGUGACAGAGAACGCUAUGCCAAUUUGAUGUUGUCUCUAAUGGAUAAAAAUUGUUCCUAUCUGCUGGCUACUGUUUCUUAUGAUCCAAAUAAAUAUAAAGGCCCACCAUUUUAUGUUCCUGAACAUGAAAUUGAAAGUUUGUUUGGCAAAUUCUGUGAAAUUAAAUGUCUUCAGAUGCAAGAUGUCUUUUCAGAAAGACAAAAAGUAUGGGGACUAGAUUAUUUUCUAGAGGUAUUAUAUCUACUAAAGAUUUUUCCUGGAUAAAGCAACACACAAAUAGUAGCAAGGUGGGGAGGGGGUUAAGUUUGAUUGAUCCUGCUUUGUUUUUAAUGAACUGGAUAUAUAGGAAUUCUUCUAAUGCACUUCAGAGUAUGAAAACUUGGGUAUGGAACUGGCAUUGUCUCUGUUUUGGGAUUAUUUUAAGAUACUCCUUCUAAAGUCAAUUAUAUUGUACUUCUAUCUUAAUUUACAUUUUUUGUGUUUUAAGAAUGUUUUUCUUAACUAGGUUUAAAUUCCCUGCAUAAAAAAUCAUUUUAACUGUGUACCUUUGUUUCCUAUAUUUUUGGUAAGUUAAAAGUUUUAAAAGAUCACUUAAAGAAAUGAUCCUAUAGUGGGCAAUGGCCCCUACCUGUUGAUGGUUUUGUAGUCACCAUCCUAACUAUAGUUUCCUGUAAUUUUGCUCUCCUGCCAGUAGGCAAGGACUGUCUGGUGGCUUCAACCUUCUGCCUUUUUCUCCCUGCUUCUACUGUUAAAGAGACUGGUGACAAGAGAGCAAGCAAAAUUUUAGCAGCAGUUAUGUUUGGGUGAACAGGACAGUCAACUAGAAGUAUGUGACAAAAGUGAAUCUGUUGAGGGGAGAGCAAAUGAUGCCCCUGCAUCAGUAAGAAAGCUGUUUUUCCCCUUAAGAAAGCAAUUUUUAUUAGAGGAAACCUGGCUUUAGGAUGUCACGUGUGUGGGAAGCAUGAGUUAUGGGGUGUCACAGAAAGACUUCUGAGGUUUGGCUAAGCCUCUGGCCAUAGGGAUACUUCCCUGAACCCAAGAGGUUCUGCCAUCACUGGCUAUUACAAUUUUACAAAUGAACAUUCAUGUUUUGAGUCCCUGAUGAUCAGGCAUCCUGGCUUUCUCUGUUUAAAAAUUGCAAAUUCUCUGAUAAAACCCUGCAAACUCUCUGAUUAAAACCCCAAAAUCCAUGAUUAAAAUGAAAUGCCGCUAUAUAUGUAUGUAAGUAUGUAUCAGUUGAACACGUUUUCUUGAUAUUUUUACUAUUUUAAAGCAAUUUGGAAGCCUACCAGUGCUUCAAACACUAUAGUAAAAUAAAUUCUAAAUAUCUAUA
Messenger RNA from Alligator mississippiensis (American alligator), 1947 nucleotides. RefSeq names its product thiopurine S-methyltransferase (gene TPMT). Gene Ontology annotation, molecular function: thiopurine S-methyltransferase activity. The transcript has 9 exons. Bases 135 to 878 code for a protein of 247 amino acids. Lineage: Eukaryota; Metazoa; Chordata; Crocodylia; Alligatoridae. The record is from RefSeq and is a predicted model, not a curated record.